AUGGAAACGAAUGAAGUUGUGAUUACUACUGCAUCAAAUGUUCCGGCAGGCGUGUUAAUCUCAAAUAUAAUUACAAGCAGUAUACCAGUCUUACCAUCUGUACCCAAUGAAUAUUCGAAUUUAAGUAGUGGAGGAUCAAUGUCGAAUGAUCGCGAUUUAGAAAGUGCAGAGAAGCCGUUAGUGGGUGUGAAAUAUUCCAAAUCAUUGGAAAGGAAGGCGCCACGAAAACGAAAACGUUUAGAUGAACAAAGACAAGAAAGAAAAAUAACAGAAUGUUUCAGGGUUUGUUUUUUUUCUUAUCGUUCAAUUAAUAUUUUGCAAAAUUUUAUUUUAGGUUUCCUUAAAGAAUAUCAAUUUCACUAUCGCAUGGAAUUGGCCAAAAAGGAUGUCCUUAUUGAAGAACUGCAAAGGACAAUUGAUGAUCUAAAACAGCAGGCAAUUAGAAAGGAUCGGCGCGUCGAAGCGUGUAAAGAGACCAUAAAGAGGCUAUUAAUAGAGCAAAAUACGAUGGAGCGUAAGCAGGCGAAGGCAAAAUGCAUGGAAGAUUGUUUGCGGAUUGGUCAGUUUAAGCCAACAAGACAUCGUGAAGAGUUUCGUGAAAUGUGGUCAGAUGGUUGGGCAUUUGAAGAGAUCGAAAAAGCACAACAAAAAAUCACAAAUGAACGUAAUGAAAUAGUGAAUGCUUCUCAAAAUCUUCGAAAACGAAAACCUGCAAAUUCAUUAAGAGAGAUUAAAAGGGCAUCCAGUUCAAGUAAUGAUGGAUUUCUUCCAUCAACAUCAACUGCAAGUGGUAGUUGUAGUUUAACAAGUGAUGACACCUUCGCUCGUCCGGAAUUGCCGAAAGAACUUUCUUUUCAAGAAUAUAUUGAACAAGACGAAAUAUAUCGGCUUCGUAAAGAGCAUUUGAAAAAAGAAGAAUCGGAAUUAAUUGCGGAAAAAGAUCGGUUAGAGCGGGAGCGCAAUUUACAUAUAAGAGAAUUGAAACGGGUUCAAUAUGAAGAAGCAAGUCGUUAUAAGGAUCAUGAAUUGCUCAAUAAGAGAUAUCUUUUGCUUUCAUUACUCGGGAAAGGCGGUUUCAGCGAAGUGUGGCGAGCUUUUGAUUUAGAUGAGAAUAAAACGGUUGCCUGUAAAAUUCAUCACGUAAACAAAGAAUGGAAAGAAGACAAGAAGGCGAAUUAUGUGAAACAUGCAAUGCGGGAGAAAGAUAUUCACAAGACAUUAGAUCAUCCACGAAUUGUUAGACUUUUUGACCUUUUUACAAUUGAUAAUCAUUCAUUCUGUACGGUUCUUGAAUAUUGCGAUGGUAACGAUCUCGAUUUUUAUUUGAAACAAAAUAAACAAAUACCCGAGAAGGAAGCGCGCUCAAUUAUUAUGCAGGUUGUAUCCGCGUUACGAUAUUUGGCAGAAAAGCGUCCACCAAUCAUUCAUUAUGAUUUAAAACCAGCUAAUAUUCUAUUGCAAUCGGGCACUACCAGUGGAGCGAUAAAAAUUACUGAUUUUGGCUUAAGUAAAGUCAUGGACGAUGCAGAUGAAGGUGACUCAAUUGAGCUUACAUCGCAAGGCGCUGGAACUUAUUGGUAUUUGCCCCCUGAAACGUUUGUUGUUGGAUGUAAUCCUCCUAAGAUUAGCUCCAAAGUCGACGUGUGGAGUGUAGGCGUAAUUUUCUACCAGUGUUUGUACGGAAGACGGCCAUUUGGUCACGAACAGACGCAGCAAAAGAUCCUUGAAGAAAAUACAAUUUUAAAAGCGACAGAAGUCAAUUUUCCUGCAAAGCCCACUGUUAGUAUGGCUGCACAAGAUUUUAUUCGCCGUUGUUUGCAAUAUCGUAAGGAAGAACGUGCUGACGUUUUCGAACUUUCCAGACAUGAACUGUUUCGUCCACGUGGACAAGUAAUUUUUAUUUUCGCCUAUUUAAAUCCACCUUCGUCGCCAUCUGCAAAAAAUACUCGAUUCGAAGAUGCAGAUUUUUGA
Molecule: messenger RNA, 1971 nt
Organism: Dracunculus medinensis (Guinea worm)
Lineage: Eukaryota; Metazoa; Nematoda; Chromadorea; Rhabditida; Dracunculidae
Source: the annotation of a GenBank genome assembly